AUGACACAAAAGAACGUUGUGGUGAUAGGGGCUGGCGUGGCUGGUUUGACAACGGCCUUUCUCUUGUCCAAGAGACCCGGCUACAAGAUUGUGGUAGCGGCCAAGCAUAUGCCAGGUGACUACGAUAUUGAAUAUGCUUCUCCAUGGGCCGGCGCCAAUUAUAUGCCCGUGGGAGUGCGUGGAACUCAGGCAGCAGAGUGGGAAAAGGCCACUUGGGGCCCAUUGGAAAACCUCGCGAGGAAUCACCCUGAUGCCGGUGUUCAUUUCCAAGACUGCGAGAUACGCACUCGUUCAAAGGACCUUGGAUCAGCAACAGCAAACUGGUUUUCUGAGUUAUUGUCUCCUAAUCCGUGGUUCAAGGAUGUUGUUCCAAAUUUCCGUGUUAUCCCUAGAGAGGAGCUAGGGCCAGGGGUUGACUCUGCCACUUCUUUUACUUCUGUUUGUAUCAACACUGCAAUUUAUCUACCGUGGCUGGUCUCUCAGUGUCUGAAAAAUGGUGUCAUUUUCAAACGCAAGGUUUUCCAGCAUAUUUUAGAAACCACUAAACCCAAUGUCCACCCAUCUGGCUACGUUGAUCUGGUAAUCAAUUGUACAGGCCUGAUGGCAUCGCAACUCGGCGGCGUUGAAGAUAAGUCCGUCGUUCCAGCUCGCGGACAGAUUGUAGUCGUUCGCAACGAUACUGGGGGGAAAAUGUUCGAUGUUUCCGGUACAGAUGAUGCGGAUGAUGAAGCAUGUUAUAUUAUGAUGAGAGCGGCCGGUGGCGGAACAAUUUUGGGUGGCUCAUAUCAGAUGAGGAAUUGGGAAUCACAACCAGACCCAAAUUUGGCAGUCAGAAUCAUGAAGAGGGCUAUCGAGAUGUGCCCUGAACUUACCGGUGGAAGAAAGGGAAUCGAGAAUUUGGAUAUUGUUAGGCAUGCAGUGGGGUUACGACCGGUACGCGAAGGUGGAACACGAGUUGAGAAAGAGCGUAUUGGAAAUGUAUGGGUGGUGCACAAUUAUGGAGCUGGAGGCGCUGGAUAUCAAUCGUCUUACGGCUGCGCACAAACUGCAGUCAACUUAGCCGAGGAGGUUUUUCAAAAACGAGCACAAUUAUAA
Molecule: messenger RNA, 1095 nt
Organism: Talaromyces proteolyticus
Lineage: Eukaryota; Fungi; Ascomycota; Eurotiomycetes; Eurotiales; Trichocomaceae
Product: D-amino-acid oxidase
Exons: 5
Coding region: 1-1095 (364 amino acids)
Molecular function (GO): D-amino-acid oxidase activity; FAD binding
Source: RefSeq, a predicted model, not a curated record